Cucurbitaria berberidis CBS 394.84 is the source of this 825-nucleotide messenger RNA. RefSeq lists its product as uncharacterized. The record is from RefSeq and is a predicted model, not a curated record. Bases 176 to 466 code for a protein of 96 amino acids. The transcript has a single exon. NCBI's taxonomy places the organism in Eukaryota, Fungi, Ascomycota, Dothideomycetes, Pleosporales, Cucurbitariaceae.
UGAUGCGGCUUUCGAUUCGUCAUCUCAACUCUCUUGUGGACCGCGUCAUUAGACUCGGCUCUGCACAACGAAUGGGAAAUGCGGCAUUGCCGUCCUUGCAACAUAUUGGACGGCUGUCGCUCCUACUCGAUCAGUUCACGGAAUUCAUUCGUCGGUUCCCGGUAUAGGACCUAGCAUGCACCUCGGUGUCUCGCAGUUGCUACGGCCCCGGGUUCUCGGCGACUGUUCUGUAUCUCUGGAAGCUCGACCCACAUGGUAUCUCAGAUUGGCACAUCAUCUCAACCGGCGGAUCAUCACUCAACACCUUGGUUUUCUGCCCGUCGCCAACGGAUUAUCUUGGGCGUCCUGCAAAGCUCGCUUUACUGGACAGCUAUCCCGGAUGAUUACUGGUCUUUGUUUGGUUUCAUGGCUCUCACCUCGUUUAAUCACCCUUUUCUUUUUUGUUUUUUCCACGCGGUUCCUAUAACAUUUCUUUCGUGCGUUUCCCCCUUCGGACAUGUCUGCCAGCUUGUGGGGAUGUAAAGCUUAAUCAAGGGGACGAACAUAUCUAAAUUGUAACGGAGAGGGUGUAAGUGAAGCUAGGCUGGUAGACGGAAGGGGCAAGUGGCGGGCGGCUGGGUUGGCGACGGACUUCUUGUAAGGGGCUGCUUCCGGGGGAGUGGAGAGAAGAUCUAGCUUGCUACCACUUGCGCUUGAGACGGGGAUGUGCUGGACUGUGAUGGUGGUUUACUUGCUGCUUUAGAAACAUAUACUCUCCUUCUCACCACUUGAUCAUGACAUGACUUUUCCUCGUCGCCCAACACCCGUCUUAAUCUUUAGGCUCGU